ACUUUAAAUAGCGUUACUUUACUUCUUAGGAGCGUUUCAAAUGUUAAAGAGAAUAAUUUGAGUAAGCAUAAAUAAAUCUUAUAAAAUUUUUGUAAAUGCUAUCGUAAAGCUUAUUUUGUAUAUAAUGUAAUUUGAAGGGGAUGUCAGUGUAUAUAAUACACGUACACAGUUAUUCAAAACGAUUCCCGACCUACUUGGCAUAGACAUGUGCAAGAAUUAUACUCUCAUUAUGCAAUAGUACAUGUGUGAAUAAUAAAAUAAUCUAGUCUCAAUAUUUCUAGCUAUUCGUAUUUUGAACAUUGUAAAUGUUGGACUUUAGAUAAUUACGUGUUACGUGAUAUAAUAUAGUGACGGAUUAAUGUUUACAUAAAACUCUUUACACAUCUAAUGUCUUAAUAACGAAUUCUUAGAAAAUUUAUUGAACAUACAUAUAUUAACUAGAGUUUCGAAUUAUUUGCAUAAAUUAAGAUGGUUUGUGGCUCGUGCCAGACCAAUACAGUUGUAUUUUCAAACAUUUAAUGUUUGUCCAGUAAAAUCUCAUCUUAGUAAUAUUUUUUCGAAAUUAAUAAUUUGAAAGACAGGAUUAUUUUUCGCUUUUGCCUGAUUCUGUCUGUUUGCUUUUGUUCGAAUAGUUCAAACGGAAACGAAUUAAGGCGGUAGUAUUUCCUUAGUGAUUGAGAUAGAGAGAAUCGUGGUGGGGUAAAUAAAAUAGUGCAUUAUGAUGCAUGCUGCCAUGGACCUAAGGAACCUAACCUGCAUACGUUAUAUUAUAUAGUCAAAGUAAUAGAGUUGAUAAACUUAUAAACGUUCGUUCAAAGUUGUCUUCCGCCUUCAAUUAAAAUGUUUGACAGUGAAUCGACUAACCAGUUGGUCACAGCUAAUGAACAAAAUGUAGUUACGACAAAGUCUGAACCUAAUUCAAGUAUGAUUCCAAUGUUAAUACCUAAAGUGGAACCACUAAGUAUGUUGGACGAGGAAAAUGACGACCAGGAAUUGAAGGUAUCAAUUCCUUUUACUGCACCCAAAUUAAGAGACCCAACUGUUCUGCUGGAACGAUGCGAUAAAAUAUGGGAGACAUUUAAGAUGAUAAAAGAUGUUCAAAACACAAACCUGGUUCCUGCAUGUACAAAUGUAGUACCACCAGAAGCUACAACCUUGAGUUCAUACAUUAAAUACCAACCAACAUCAGCCGACAACGGUAAUGUACAAUCGCGUUUUAAAUUUGUUGUGAAAAAUAAAAAAGCUUUAUUUCACUGUGUAAUGUGUGGGAAACAGUACAAAAGUAAUCGAGACUUAAGACGUCAUUCUUAUAAAAUACAUAACAUUUUUAUACCACCAAAGCACCGCUCUAGACAUUCGAAUGAAAAGACUAUGAAAAUUAAUGAAGAUUGUAGUAAUGUCACGAAAGACACAAACAACUUAGAAAAAGUUCCUGCAAGAAACUUUGAAGAAAAUCCAUUAUCAGGAACAUUACAGCCUGUAUCAGAAUGUAAUGUAACUUCAACAACCAUCAAUUUAAGAAUGCAACGCACAUUGAUUCAGGUAAGGAAAACACACGUCGACAAUAUCAAUAAAACUGUAGAAAAUAAACAAGAGGAGAAAGUGUUAAAUAAAGAAGUAGAACCGAAGACAGAAUGUGUGUUAUGCAACCAGAGUGUUACGAAUAUUAAAAAUCACUUAAUCACUUACCAUAAAAUUGAGUCACCAGACUUUAUGUUGAAGAACGUAAUUGAAGCAUAUCCUAAUUCGGCAAGUGAGAAGGUAGAGCAUAAUAAUCUGAACAGGACUACAGGAGAAAGUGAAAUAGUUUCAAAAGAAGAUGCAGGCGCAUCAUGCAUAAAUCCUAAUAAGAAACGUAAACUUGAUGUUGGUAACAAGAGACAGAAUAACACUCGUGGAAUAAGAGAUGAAGAAGUGAGAGAUACAUACGAAUGUGAAGUUUGUUUAGGCACUUAUAAAAGAAGUAGCCUUUACGGACACGUUCGCUUGCACCGAGCGCGUGGCGAAACGCGAGAAAAUUUUAAAUUAUCCAAAGCCAAAUAUUACAAUUCUGCUAUGUAUACACGGAAGACGGAAAUGAAAAUUAAUAAAUUAAGAUUAAUUAGCUCAUUUUGUACAUCUGUAAAUAAGUCCACUGAGAGUAAUAAAGACAAUUCUAAUUUGGAUACAAAUAAAAAAGUGGAAAAUCUCAAGGUAGAAAAUAAUGAUAAGAAUGAGGAAAUAGCAAGGGAAAGUAGAAAUAAAAUACAGGAGUGUCCUACGCAAAGUAAUUCUGAUGAAAUUUCUUCGAGUGGAAUUACUAUGGCAAUCAAGGAAAAGAACGACACAUCCAAAGUUGUUCAUGAGGAUGGAAGUGAUAAUAAAUCAGACCAUACUGACGAAUCGUCAGAUAUUUCUGAUCAGAAGCCAGAAGAUCAUGUAGAUACCUUAGACGUAUCAUUUGAUUAUAGUGAAAACCAUACUGUUUUAAAAAUUCAAUGUGUCGAAGAGGAUAUAGAGAUCGAUAUUGAAGGCAAUUCACAAACUGAUUUUUGUAAUAAUACUUUGGAAGUUAAGAGUAAGAGUAAAGUAAAUCAAGAAGCUUCUGGCACUGAAAAGGCACCUAAAAAUAUAAAAGCAGAAGUAGACCGCGAACCACAUCGGAAGGACAAUAAUUCAAAACCUCUAAAAUGGGAACUCCGUUCCAAAAAAAUAAUUAAUGAAACACAAGAGAAAUAUAUGUGUUUAUGUAAACAUGAUUGCAACUGCGGUAAACAAUUGUAUACCAAAACAAGUUUUGAUAUUCAUAUGAAUCAAGCACAUACAAUGACAUGUGGUUAUUGCAAACAAUGUUUUCCCGAUGUUAGUACGUGGUAUUUGCAUGAGUGCACCGUUGUUGAGGGUAAAGAAUUCACUGAUUUACUGAUGGAGUUAACUUGUUAUUUUUGCAAAGCCGUAUGUAAAACGUAUAAAGAAUUUGAUCAACACGUAACAAAUGAACAUUUUAACCAUGAAUUACCAUAUUUAUGUUUUGAAUGUCCGGAAAGAUUUUGUACAGACGCAGAUCGAAAAAUCCAUUGGAAUAAAAAGCAUCCAACGCGUUGUUCUAUUUGUAACAUUGUAUACAAAACGCAGGAAAAGUCUAAACACAAAGCUUAUCAUUGUGGGUUCGGAAUUCCUUGUCAUUUAUGUAAGAAAGCUUACAUUAAUUCGAAUUAUUAUAUAUCUCAUAAAAAGAGACUAGUAAGAUUUCACAAGACACAGAAACAAAAACACAAAAAGGCUCUGCAUUUUAUAAAAUCAAAAGAAUUGCCGUAAAAGGAACAUUCAUGUAUCUUACUGAUCAUUUUCGAAUGGAUGCUGUAAAUCCUUUUUAUUUUGUGUUAUUAAAGCGGUAGACGAGAUGAUACGUAACUUUUAAUUUCUUCUGUUCAUUGAAGAAGUUAUAAUUUAUUUCUCCACGAAAUUUUAGUUUCUUUCGUGCGUUACGCAUUAUUCAUUAAGACACAGUAUUUUUAAAUGUAUACACACGUUAUGUUUAAGAAAUAUUAACUACUUAAAGUGUAUAAGGCAUCGUAAUAGUCCUUAGGGGAUAAAAAGAGUGCUCACAAUCAGUCAGAAAAUUGUAAUAAUAAUUUUAAUAAUUUUUUCUUCGAUAAGUUUAGCUACAACCACAAGACAACUAUUCUACUCUUGUCUAUU
Molecule: messenger RNA, 3681 nt
Organism: Ceratina calcarata
Lineage: Eukaryota; Metazoa; Arthropoda; Insecta; Hymenoptera; Apidae
Exons: 2
Coding region: 841-3297 (818 amino acids)
Source: RefSeq, a predicted model, not a curated record